UGUCCUGUAAACCUUGAGAACAUCGAAACAAUGCGUGCGAGCCAGCAUAUUCCAAGCCAGCCCGUAGGAUUUUCUCCUAGGAAUCGGGAUGCUCCUAAUGUUCCUGCAUUCUGUGGUCUUAACAUCGCCGUCAAGACUACGUCGAAGCUGGACAAAUAUCCUGCGAAGCAACAUGCCCUGAGAGUUGCUCAAGCUCUAAACGUGGACCAGGGUCUGAUCUAUCUUUCUGGUACACAGACUGUCAAUUGGCCAGACAGUGAUCAACCUCGUGCCUUCAGACAAGCUCGUUAUUUCUUGUAUUUGAGCGGAUGUGGAGAGUCCGAUUGCUUUCUUACUUACGAUAUCGCCUCAGACAAAUUAGUCUUGUGGUUGGCAGAAAUCGAUCCACGUAAGGUCGUGUGGACGGGUAGAGGAUCAAACGUCCAGGAAGCACUUGACAAAUACGAUAUUGAUGAAGCUCGAUUCACACCAUCGCUUGAACACUUUCUCAAAAAGUGGGCCUCCCAAGAUGAAGGGAAACUCUAUCUUCUACAUCACAACGAUGCUCUUUCCAAAAGGUUUUCCUCUAGGAUCAAUACCAAAGAUCUCCAACCCGCAAUGGACAAAUGUCGUGUAAUCAAAGAUUCACAUGAGGUUGCACUAGUGAAGAAGGCCAACCAGAUCAGCGCUGCGGCCCACGAGAUGGUUUUACGAAAGCUGCGUUCGUUCAAGAACGAGGCACAGGUCGAGGCCGAAAUUCUGGAAGUCUGUGUUGCUCACGGUGCCAAACACCAGGCGUACGAUAUCAUAGCUGGAUCUGGGUCCAAUGCCGCCGUACUACACUACACAAAGAACGACGAGGACUUUGGAGAUCGUGAAAUGAUGUGUCUCGAUGCUGGAGCUGAAUGGCAGGGAUAUGCAGCGGAUGUCACAAGAACUUUUCCACUUUCUGGCAACUGGCCCUCCACGGAAUCUAAGCAAAUAUAUGAUCUGGUCCAGCGCAUGCAAACGAAGUGCAUGAAUAUGCUUGGACCUGGAAAGCGGUUCGUUGAUGCCCAAUACCUCGCACACAUGGUGGCCAUUGAGGGCUUGCUCGAGCUAGGCAUUUUCCACAAUGGCUCGAAGAUGGACAUCUACAAGGCAGGAACAUCUGUUGCUUUCUUUCCUCACGGCCUCGGUCACCAUAUGGGUCUGGAAGUGCAUGACGUGUCGACAGUGCUUACAAAAAGCUCCGCCACUCAUGCGGACAACGGCGUCGCUUCCGAGAUCAUCCAACAUAUCCCCAAUGCAGAGACACACGAGGAGCUCAGAUCUUUGUCGGCCAAUAUUGUUCCCGAAGUAUGGACCAGCGCACUCAGCGAGACAGGUGCGCCCGGGUUGCAGCCAGGAAUGGUCAUAACGUGUGAGCCCGGGAUUUACUUCAACCGCGAGGCGCUUGAGACGGUUUUCCUGCCUUCGCCAGUACAUUCAAAAUACAUCAAUAAGUCAGUACUGGAGCGAUUUAUGCCAGUUGGUGGAGUAAGAAUUGAAGAUGAUCUUCUGAUUACAGAGAACGGAUGGGAGAACUUGACAACAGCGGCGAAAGGAGAGGCUGCGCUCAAGAUAAUUCGUGGUGAAGCAUAGUGUGUGUGUAGAGGGGUAUCGUCCUGGACCGCUUUCAGUACUACCACCUCCAUGUGCGCUCAACUUUGUCACGCGUAUAGCUGUAGAAUUGCACGAUUUCAACAAUUUCAGAGGUAGCCUCCAUUGAGAGCGUGAUAGUUAGCGCCUCUCUACGGACGGCUAGAGCGAGAUCGAAAGCAUUGUGCAUUUCUGCAGACCAAACAACCCCAGGCAUGGCCGUGGGAGAUGGCGAGAAGUGACAGAAUUUAGCACAUGGUGAGGAAAUAUUCCGGGAAAGACAUUGUCCACAGGCUCCUCAUGUACUGAGGUCCGUCACGUAGGUAGCGGUUGAGAUAUCGGGAUCAGACUCGUGUCCUAUGAGUGCAUAUCAGAUAGCUCACCCCUGUGGACGACCAUGAUGGAAGAAGAGCAUCGUGCAUCUUCGCGGCUUUGACGUUUCUGAGAAAUGAUUGCAUGAGGAUGUCGACGGGGGUUGAGUUUUGCACACG
This is a messenger RNA of Aureobasidium pullulans EXF-150, 2090 nucleotides long. Its product is annotated as putative Xaa-Pro aminopeptidase. The transcript has 5 exons. Gene Ontology annotation, molecular function: metalloaminopeptidase activity; manganese ion binding. The record is from RefSeq and is a predicted model, not a curated record. NCBI's taxonomy places the organism in Eukaryota, Fungi, Ascomycota, Dothideomycetes, Dothideales, Saccotheciaceae. Bases 31 to 1602 code for a protein of 523 amino acids.